AUGGAUCGUGACCCGGAGCUGAAGGAGAAUCUACAUCGACAAAUACGCGAAUACGAAGUGAAGGGCUAUGCACAUAAGGCGACGAAAGCGGAAAUGGAAGCAGCCGACCCAAGGAGAACGUGGUACCUACCAGUAGGAGCAGUCAUGAACCCCAAGAAACCGGGGAAGGUCCGUAUCAUCUGGGAUGCGGCCGCUAAAGUAGAUGGUGUAUCUCUGAAUAGUGCACUACUCAAAGGCCCGGAUCAACUAUCUUCUCUACCAAGGGUCCUAUUCCGCUUCCGUCAGUAUGGGGUGGCAGUAAGUUCGAAUGUUCAGGAGAUGUUCCACCAACUCCGAAUCCGAGAAGAAGACAAGAUUUCUCAACUAUUUUUAUGGCGCACUAAUCCAUCCGACAAUCCAACGGUGUACGUGAUGGAUGUUGCAACAUUCGGGAGCACCUGCUCGCCAGCAUCAGCACAAUUCGUGAAAAACCGCAACGCCGAGGAACAUUCCGAAGCCUACCCCGAAGCGGCAAAAGCGAUCAUUCACGACCACUACGUCGACGAUUAUCUGGCGAGCUUUAGCUCCGUGGAGGAAGCAGCAAAGGUGGCAAGCGAUGUGCGCUACGUUCACGGCAACGGAGGAUUCAAGCUUCAUAACUGGCGGUCGAACAGCAGCACGGUGCUCAACAGACUAGGCGUAGUCCAACACGAUGCCGAUAAGGAGCUGGACCUGAUCGGUAUGCUUUGGAGUCCGUCAACCGAUGAACUGAGUUUCUCUACACAGAUGAGCGAAGAGGUGCAAACGCUGAUACGCACAACUACGAGGCCGACGAAGAGACAGGUGCUGCGAUGUGUGAUGACCCUAUUUGAUCCGUUGGGGUUGCUUUCGCCGUUCAUCAUCCACGGAAAGGUUCUGAUUCAGGACCUAUGGCGAGAGGGUACGGAGUGGGACGAACAAGUCAGUGAUGAGGUCUACAAGAAAUGGCAGAGGUGGAUACAGAUGAUCGAAUACAUAGCCGAGAUCCGAAUCCCAAGAUGUUACUUCCCUAGUGCUACUCGGAGGACCUACCAGAAUUCUGAAGUCCAUGUGUUCGUCGACGCAAGCGAGGUGGCGUAUUCUUGUGCGGUCUAUCUACGCACAUUCAACGAAGACGGCGAUCCGCAGGGUUGCCUAAUCGCCGCCAAGGUCGCUCCUCUGAAACCUUGGUCUAUUCCCCGGCUGGAACUACAGGCAUGUGUCUUGGGCGCACGGUGGUCGAAAUUCGUCAUAGAAAACCACAACGUUCCCGUAUCCAAGACCACGUACUGGACGGAUUCAAGAACAGCGCUAGCCUGGAUUAAAGCUGAUCCGCGUAACUAUCGACAGUUCGUCUCCUAUCGGGUAGGCGAGAUCCUGGAACAUUCAACGGCAGCUCAGUGGCGGUGGGUACCGUCAAAAUCCAAUCCAGCGGAUGAAGCGACGAAAUGGGGAAGUGGCCCGUACUUCGAUCACGACAGCAGUUGGUUUCAAGGACCCAACUUUCUACGAUUGCCGGAAAAAGAGUGGCCCCGUAUUAAGGAACCAGUGACCGCUACUAACGAAGAAAUGCGUGCAUCGAUUCUGCACCACCGAUCGUUUGAACCCGCAAUAGACUUCAAUCGGUUCUCAUCCUGGGAUAGGCUGCAACGUGCAACCGCAUACGCUCUUCGAUUCCUGCACAACACGUCCAAGAAGCGGCCGGAAUACUCCGGGCCGUUGCAACAGUCGGAACUUCGAGCGGCUGAAGAAACAAUCCUUAAGUUGGUACAGCAUGAAUCCUACCCAGAUGAAGUUGCCGCACUGUCGAAUAAAGCGCCGAACGAAGCGGGACAGGAGCUUAUCGGGAAGCAAAGCUCCAUCUAUCAACUGAUGCCAAUGCUGAAUGGUAACGGAUUGCUACGCGAGCGCGGUCGGAUCGAGAUAGCUGAACAUGUUCCCUAUGGCGUGCGACAUCCGGUGAUCCUCCCGAGGAAGCAUCGCGUCACGGAACUCUUAGUGAACCGAUACCAUCGCUAUUAUCACCAUGGGAACGACGAAACGGUGGUUUACGAGAUCCGGCAGCUAUACACAAUCCCUAGACUUCGAUUGGUGGUCAAACAAGUGAAACGCGAUUGCGCCUUCUGCAAGAUUCGUCGAGCACGACCAACGAUUCCGCCGAUGGCACCACUUCCGGCUGCACGUCUAGCGCACCACGAACGACCAUUCACUUAUACUGGAGUGGACUAUUUCGGACCGCUAUUCGUGGGUCGCCGGGGGCCACCAGCCGAGUUCUUCAGCGACAAUGGAACGAAUUUCCAAGGGGCGGACCGAGUACUGCAGCACCAAUUAAACCCGAAUUCGGAUGGCCGGAAGCGAAGAGCAGUGGUAAAGAUUGGUGGAAAAACUCCAGUGCGGCCGGUGACAAGGCUGGCACUACUCGAUGUGAAGGAGAAACGUGAAGUUCCGGAGAACACCGGACUACACCCGGGGGAGACUGUCGAUGCAGGAUUCGAUGAGCUGCCCACCCUGUCAACCAACGUUUCCAAAGGCUGUUAA
This is a messenger RNA of Ochlerotatus camptorhynchus, 2535 nucleotides long. RefSeq lists its product as uncharacterized. The transcript has 2 exons. The record is from RefSeq and is a predicted model, not a curated record. NCBI's taxonomy places the organism in Eukaryota, Metazoa, Arthropoda, Insecta, Diptera, Culicidae. The coding region runs from base 1 to 2535 and encodes 844 amino acids.